Owenia fusiformis is the source of this 924-nucleotide messenger RNA. NCBI's taxonomy places the organism in Eukaryota, Metazoa, Annelida, Polychaeta, Sabellida, Oweniidae. The record is from the annotation of a GenBank genome assembly.
AGUCACGUCUAUUUAUUUACUCGAAAGAGAUAACGUAAAACAAAAGUUGUGAUAAUGGCUGGAGAAACUACCAAAAAGGGGGGCGCAAUAUGGCUGAAGAACAUCUCUGGUAUGACAGUUACUGAUGCAGAUAUGGAGGACAUUUCUAACCCCAGACUCGAGCUCGCAGUUCAUAUAGGCACUAAGACCAUUCAGAUGGGAGCUAUGAUGGGCAUGCUAGCAAUUGGGCCAAUCACACAGCUUGUCAGAGGACCUAGAACAAUGCAGGCGAUAGCAACUACUGCUCUUAAAUUUGGCACAAAUGGUGCAAUUAUCGGUGCAGUAGCUGGCCCUAUAAUAACAUAUGCGGCAUCGAGGAAAUUUGAAUAUGAAAAUUUUUACGACCGCUCUUACAGGAUUCGAUACAACAGGGGGCAAGUGAUUACAGACCGUAUGUGUUAUUUUGGUAUGGCUGUUGGUGCGGGGGCAGGAUAUGUAACAGGAUUUGGAAUACUUCCUUGUAUGGCACUAGGUAUUGUGGUUGGCACAGGAGGAAGUGUAUUUGCACCUGGUAGGAUGGGCAGUGACGAGGCUAAGCCUAAGAAGAAAUCUGCCUCAGAAGAAACCCAAGAAAGAAAGGAUGCAUAAAAUAAACCACAUACAUAGUGUCCAAAUGUCAAUUCAUGAAAGAAUUAAUUUUAAGGUUAAUGAACAUUUUGUGAGUGAAAAAUAUUGAUUUUUGAACAUGAGACAUGAAGCUAUCAAAAUCGUUUAUUAUUGUUAUACAGGGCGUAUCAGAAAAACGCAACAAGUAGUUAUCUCGUAAAAUCACAAAACUAGUGAUGACUACAUCAAUUUCAUUCAAUGUACCAUAAAGUCACGUCUCUCCUCUUUGCAAUGAUGUGUCAUUCAUUCACAUGUGGUAAUGGUUGGGUGAGAAAUCCU